Molecule: messenger RNA, 1134 nt
Organism: Paramecium octaurelia
Lineage: Eukaryota; Ciliophora; Oligohymenophorea; Peniculida; Parameciidae
Source: the annotation of a GenBank genome assembly
UAUUAAUGAGUUUCUUAGAGAUCUCUAAGCAAAUAGAAGAAAUGACUAAUUUUCUUGUAUGAAUACAUAAUAACUUUAUAGUUAGAAUAGAGCGAUGAAAGCAUAGUAAAUACGUCUCCUACAAAUCGCGAAUAAAUAAAUCUUAUCAUCAAUGAUCAUAAAGUGAAAUAGAGAGUUAAUGCUAUGUUGAAACAGAAGGUAAUUUAUGUAAUCCUAAAAAUAGAGUAGACAAUAUCCGCAUUAAUAUUUAACUGUGGAAUUAUCAAGUGAUGACAAUUAUGAAAUUGAGCUGGAUUAAGAAGAUAUUAAAUAAGUAACGAAAUUUUUAUAUUCAAAUUAUAGGUUUGUGAAAAUUUUGGAGAAGUCAAAUAAGUCUACACCAAACUUAAUGGAGCAAUAAUAAUUAGGUUCAAUUCUCUUUUUGAUGCUUUUAUUGUUUAUAAGCUUUUAAACAAACAUUAAAUAAAAGAGUUGGAUGUUACUAUCAAAAUUGAAUUUACUACCUAGUAAGAUCUAUUGGAAAUCAUGGAGAUUCAGGACUCUAAUUAAUAAAAAUUUACAUGUCGCUAUGAUGUUUAAAUUGAUAAUGAUAAAGAAUUUUAAGUUGCUCGCAAAAUCAUAGGUAGUUUAUUCCUCAAACAAUUCUAGGAGCCAAAGGAUGCAAUAUGAAAAAAAUCAUUGAUUAAUGCUUGAUAGAUUGUGAUACAAAAGAAUAAGAUCUUGUUAAACUCAGAUUAAGAGGAAGAGGCUCAGGGUACAAAGAAGGUCCUGAAAAAAGAGAAUCAUAAGAACCUCUUCACUUAUGUGUGUCAUCCAAACACAAUCAUUUAUUUUUGAGAGUAAAAUUAAUUGUAACUCAAAUAGGCAUGUUAAUUGGUUGAGUAAUUACUUUUAAAAAUCUAUGAGGAAUAUAAAACAUUUGGGCUAAAUAAAGGACGCAAAUAAAUACAUUACACUAUUAAAAGGGUUCACUAAUCAAUAAAGCCUUAAAUAAAACCCAACUUUAUGCCUGAAUUACCAAACUUUAAUUUCUCAAAUGUAUUUUUCAUGUUUUUAGCUUUUUAGAAUUAAUUUGUUGAUUUUAACAAUGAAAAUAUUAUGGCAUAUUCUAACAUCCCUAAUUAAUUAAUAUGA